AUGACCUGGAUCCGGCACUUACGCUCGGAGGAGCUCAAAGUCUUGGAUCAGGAAGUUCUGGAAAUCCCGGAUUCAUCCUUCUCCAGCACGAAAGCCAGCAAAGUGAGGUUGGAGUCCCGGUCAUGGAAGCGCUUUACCGCAGCAGCUCGAGCAGCGAAUUGUUUGAGGAACGCAUUCAGAACCCGACAACAGAAGGCCGAGGAUCUAGGCUUAUGCCGUGAAUGCCAACAGAUCAAACUCCACAGCAUCUUCGAGCCGAACAAAGGUAUCAAAGCACAGUCAUGGCGCACCCUCAACCUUCUAGCAUACCUGGACUUCCACACCUUACGGCCGUGUUGGGAACCAAAAAAGACGUGGCGGGUGAGCAUGAAGAACCGCGAUACGUGCCCGCUGUGCGCCUUCUUCGCAGUCUGUGCCUCAAGGAUGGGCUUUCCGGUCGAGAUGUUUUCCAACAAUGGGUAUAUCGAGCCGGGAAUUCGAAGGAUAACCGGUGUCACUAACUUUGCGUGCGGCGACCCCAAUGCUGAUUCAGGGUUUUUUGAUGUCAAAGUCCUGGAACUUAGAGUGUGUCCAGACGGCCACGAGCGAAGUCCCUGGAUCAGCAAGCUGCACCGAAAUUGGUCCGAGACUCAUUACAUUCUACCCUUUCUGGACCGCGACGACGAUGAAGGGCCGUCAGAUAGGGUCGACUAUGAGGUUAUCAAGCAGUGGUUGAGCUUUUGCGAGACGGAGCACUCAACCUGUAUCGACAUACCAUCCUUUCCUCUCUCCGACACCAUCGCGGGGCUAUGCCUCAUCGACUGCCACACCAGAAAGAUCGUGCCAGCGGUAGGACUAGGAAAACCUCAAUACGUCACCCUCAGUUACGUAUGGGGCACCUCGGGCGCCACUUCAAUGACAACGCCCACGCUCCCCGAGGGUGAUGAACUCCCAAAGAUUGUUAGCGACGCCAUGAUAGUCACCCUUAACCUCGGGUAUAAGUACCUCUGGGUGGACCGAUACUGCAUCCCCCAGGACGACCCAUACGCAAAGCAGAUCCAGAUCCAUAACAUGGGCAGCAUUUACUCCCUGUCCAUCCUCACUAUCAUCGGCGCCGCUGGAGAAGACGCAGAAUACGGCCUUCCGGGCGUUAGCUCCCCUCCACGUGUUCCACAGCUUUGGACAACCAUCCCCUGUGACGGUGGCAACAACAAGAUGCCACUCAUCUACUUCAACCCACCGGAUACGGAGAUUCGCACGGCAAAGUGGCACUCCCGGGGUUGGACGUACCAGGAGGGCUUGCUUUCCAAGCGCAGACUCGUCUUUUCCGAUCGACAUGUCUACUUCCAGUGCCAGGAGAUGCACACCACCGGUGAACUAAACUUCGAUGGACGGAAAUGGGGGUACCAGAAGCCGCGAUGGAAGCGGCAUCAUCUCGCACGGCGGUACGAAGUAGGGAAAUUCAUCAGCAAGAAGGAAGCCGUGUUUCCCUACCCGUGGGACUGGGACUGGGAGUCAUCACUUUGGGAACGGGUGGGAGAGUUCAUGAACAGGACUCUGUCGCAUGAUAUGGACGGCUUGGACGCCAUGAAGGGGAUCAUACAGACUUAUCGGGAGCAAUCACCUUUGAGAUUCGUGUGGGGCCUGCCGUAUCGUGGGCUGGAACAUCCACGGGUGCCGGAGAGUCAUAAGGAAGUCGAGUAUCGACCGUCUCCCCCGGCGGGGAUCUUCUUUGAGAUUGAUACCCAUCCGGCGGUAAGCAUUUGCGAGGUUUUGGGCAGUCUCUUCUGGAAGGAUGAAUGGCUGGCGAAGGCUGGCCAUGCCGCGCGGAGCAGUACCGAGGUUUCACCACGCAGAACAGUCCUCCCAAGCUGGACCUGGGCCGGCUGGAAGAGUCUUCCAAGCCACGAGGUGAGCGUCACUCCCGGUCGCUUGAUGGCUGAUCAAGGUUUCGGAACAAGCCAAAUACCCGUCAGCAUCAAGUUUUCCUUCAAAGACAAGGAGCUAGACUGGAUCGCCAACCACUCCGAAAUCCUCAAGCGCUCCGAAACCAUCGGCAAGUUCCCAGACUAUCUCAGCAUCACUGCCUCAGUCUUCGAAGCAGACCUCGUACGCAUCGAGGUCCAAGACCGAAAAGGCAACAUCUCCCUUGCUUGGAAGUACGUCUCCCCUCCCUUUCUGGUAGGCAAGGAACAGGACCUACCGCCGGGUUUGUUCGAGGAAGUUAAAGGGAGCUGUGUAUCUUUGCUGGGUCUGUACUUCUACUCGAGAAGCUUCCCUCGGUCGACAAAAUUCCUCGAUUUUCACUUUCUACUUCUUCAAACGGUUGGGGAGGAUGACCAUGGACCACUGUAUGAACGCGUCACGAGCGUUUUCCUUGUUGAACUGAAUCAUCUCCAUGAGAGGAGGGUGGAGUUGCCGGCUGGUCCUUGGCCGCCGGUGUUGGAUAAGGAGGUGAGGGAGGUGAGGAUACGAUGA
Molecule: messenger RNA, 2457 nt
Organism: Neurospora tetraspora
Lineage: Eukaryota; Fungi; Ascomycota; Sordariomycetes; Sordariales; Sordariaceae
Product: heterokaryon incompatibility protein-domain-containing protein
Exons: 1
Coding region: 1-2457 (818 amino acids)
Source: RefSeq, a predicted model, not a curated record